Patiria miniata (bat star) is the source of this 1037-nucleotide messenger RNA. RefSeq names its product melatonin receptor type 1A-like. The record is from RefSeq and is a predicted model, not a curated record. The transcript has a single exon. Lineage: Eukaryota; Metazoa; Echinodermata; Asteroidea; Valvatida; Asterinidae. Gene Ontology annotation, biological process: G protein-coupled receptor signaling pathway. Gene Ontology annotation, cellular component: membrane. The coding region runs from base 3 to 1037 and encodes 344 amino acids. Gene Ontology annotation, molecular function: neuropeptide Y receptor activity.
UGAUGGAAUACUUAAGCACCGCAAUGGAUGAGACCAGAAUUCACCAUAACGUGACAGCAACAAGUGUUUCUGAUGAGGCUACAGUGCAACAUGCACCACUCAUUGCUAUGACGGUGUACAUGGCAUUCUUGUCCAUCGCAGGCCUGUUGGGAAAUAUCUUGGUUGUUCUCUCUGUUGCCACGUCGCCCCGGCUACGCAACGCAUCGUACGCCCUGAUCGUCAACCUCAGCGUGGCUGAUCUCACCGUAAACGUGCUCUCCAUCCCGUUAAUUUGCGUCUCCUUCUUCAACUACAACUGGCCGCGAGAUCCUUUCUGGUGCCACGUCGUGUUUUACACCAUCACGCUCUCGGUGGGUGUAUCAAUCAUCAGCAUUACACUGAUCGCGGCCAACCGUUACAUUCUUGUGGUGAAGUCGCGACGUUCAUACCAAAAGUUCUGCGGACCCCGCAUCUUGGCAUUUCUUAUCCCCUCCGUAUGGGGGAGCUCCAUUUUCAUUGUUGCGCUGCCUGAGUUCGGUUUUGGAGUCAUCACCUACGACCCUCUCCUUUGUCUCUGUUCGGUGGACAACUCAGACCUCCCAACGUUCUGGUACGCUGCAGGGCUCCUAAUCUACGGCGCGUUCUCUGGUUUCAUUUUAACGCCCUUCCUGUACUUUCUGACUUUCCGUGCUGUGAGACGAAGCAAGCAGCGCAUCUGGGCCGCCCAGAACCACCCAGAAAGUAGCGGCAACAAUGGCCACGCUCCGCACCAGAGGCGUGUCUUGCGACCUGCCGAGAUCCGCCUGACCAAACUGAUGGCCGUCAUCUAUCUAGCCAUCAUGGCCUGUUGGACCCCGCUCUCUGUGAUCCAUUUCUUCAAGCUGUCCUUCGACGUUUCCAUCACGCUGCAGAGGCUGGCCCUUCUGCUCAUGUUGACAAACUCCUCCAUCAAUCCUUACCUCUACGCCUGGCUGAACUCCAAUUUCAGGAGAGCCUACAGGAGGAUUUUAUUUUGCGGUCAACAAAACGAUGGCAGCAGCCUGAAUGGUGCUGUCUGA